Schizosaccharomyces osmophilus is the source of this 2061-nucleotide messenger RNA. It is a transcript of the gene pan3, whose product is annotated as PAN complex protein phosphotransferase subunit Pan3. Bases 1 to 2061 code for a protein of 686 amino acids. NCBI's taxonomy places the organism in Eukaryota, Fungi, Ascomycota, Schizosaccharomycetes, Schizosaccharomycetales, Schizosaccharomycetaceae. Gene Ontology annotation, molecular function: poly(A) binding. Gene Ontology annotation, cellular component: PAN complex; P-body. The transcript is spliced from 8 exons. The record is from RefSeq and is a predicted model, not a curated record. Gene Ontology annotation, biological process: nuclear-transcribed mRNA poly(A) tail shortening; mRNA processing.
AUGGAGGAAAAACAUUCGUCCAUUUUCUCCACCAACGUUCCUUGUAGGAAUGAAAUGAUUCACGGAAGAUGCCCUUACAUUGAUAAAGGAUGCAUUUUUCAGCACAAAUCGCAGAACGCUUCACCUAGUGAGGAUUGGAAGUCUUCACGAAAACCCGAACAAACACCUCUCGCUUCAGUUACUUCUUCCAGUCGACUCAGCGUCAAUUCCCCGUCUUUCACUCCGUCCUUGGUCGUCAAGCCCGCAGAUGCUCCUUCAGCCAAUCGCCAAAAAGAAUUUACUCCAUUGACGAAAGCAAAAUCCUAUUCUUCUGCUUUAUCAUCUGGAAAAAAUGGGGUUGCUACGAAUCGAGUGAAUAGUCCUCCCAAGACAAUUUCAUUGACUCCUUCAAGUUCCAGGGGCGCUGCAGAUUCCCCAGGAAAAUUAAAUUUGGCUCGUAACGCUAUGCCUUUUUCUCCUAAGGCUACUUCCUUGUCUCUUAAAGAUCGCUCUAGUAUGUCAUCGUACCCUUCUGUGAACGCACCAUCUUUCUCAUCGGCAAAAGGAGCUGUCCCUGCUAUUUCCUCACCAUCUCCCGGUUUGUUGCCUUUUCCUUCUCAAGUGCAGCCAAGUAAUUAUUUAAGCCCAUCUAUCACUGGAUCAGAGCAGGUUCAAGGUGUUGAGUUAGAUCGUCAUAUCAUAGCUAAGUUUCCGCCUUUUUUUCAUACUAUGAACGAUUCAGAGAAGAAAAAAGUCGAGACUUUUCUCGCCGAUGACUUUCAAGGUUGGCUUUUACAUCUUUCCAGAGAGAAUUUUCUGUUUUCUAGUUCAUCAAAAUUGCCAACUCAUAUUUUCUCUUAUCACAGCUUGACCCCUCGACGUACCAUAACUACUUCGCUUCCUAUUUUGGGAUAUCCGGCCGCUAUUUACAAAGUAAUUGAUGGAGAUAAUGGAAAACCGUAUUUAUUUGUUCAAUUACAAAAGUUUCAGUUGCUACGUGAUAAAGAUAUUACGAAUGUAGUACCAUGGACAAAAAUCCAUUCUCCUUACAUCAUGGAAAUCAGAGAGGCAUUUACGACUCAUGCUUUUGGGCAACCGUCAAUCGUAUUCGUUUACGAAUACUCUCCUUCUUGUCCUUCGCUUUAUGACUUGUUUUUCUCUUCUCCGGUAUUCCGUAAAAAAGCUGCAUCUUUCUAUUUCUCAAAACCGUUGAUAAAUACCGAAAAAGUGCUUUGGAUAAUUGCCAGCCAAUUGAUUGGGGCUUUAUACACCAUUCACUCCGCUGGCAUGGCAGCCAAAAUGAUUACGGCCAAAAAUGUUUUGAUGGUAGGGAAAUUACGAGUAGCAUUAUUUGGUUUGGGGAUUUAUGAUGUGAUAUCAGAGUAUCCAAACACUUCUUUAGAAGAUUUUCAGGUGGAGGAUUGUCGAAAUCUCGGUCUCUUGCUUUUAUCUUUGGCAUCUGGCAUUGAAAAUAUAUCCAUUGCGACAGCAAGAGGUCAUAUAGCAAACCUUGAUUUUCGAUAUGACAUUCAAUCCUCUUUCGUUGAACUGAUUAAAAGCUUAAUAUUGGAUGACGGGAUUCGAAUUGCGGAUGUAUUGCCAUCUGUUAUACCUUAUAUUAUUACAAAUUAUGAGAAUAGUGCUCUAAUGCAGGAUGUUUACCAGUCUCGCCUAGCUGAGCAGAUAGAAAACGAUCGAUUGUUAAGAGUACUUUUAAAAUUCGAAUUCCUGGAUGAUCGGCCUGAGUUUCUCGAAGACCCAGAUUGGUUUCCAUGUGGGCGCUUUUGGAUCAUUCGCUUAUUCAGAAAAUAUAUGUUUCGUGUUAAGCAAUAUUCCAGAGGCGAUGGGCAUCCAAUAAAAUCUCAAUUGCUUGAUGCAUCCAAACUACCUGAACGAAAUAUUGACCUAUCUCACCUUCUACAAUGCUUGAACAAGCUGGAUGCCGGAAUAGAGGAAAAAUUACUUUUAGAAGAUUCUUGCAACCGCAUAAUAGUCAGUUACAAAGAUGUGAAAACAGCGAUCAAUACUGCGUUUAUGGAACUGGAAUAUCGUGUCUCUAAUAAUGUUAGUAUAAAAAAAUAA